Centropristis striata (black sea bass) is the source of this 4804-nucleotide messenger RNA. RefSeq names its product ATP-binding cassette sub-family C member 4-like. The transcript has 31 exons. The record is from RefSeq and is a predicted model, not a curated record. Gene Ontology annotation, molecular function: ATP binding; ABC-type transporter activity; ATP hydrolysis activity. The coding region runs from base 189 to 4193 and encodes 1334 amino acids. Lineage: Eukaryota; Metazoa; Chordata; Actinopteri; Perciformes; Serranidae. Gene Ontology annotation, cellular component: plasma membrane. Gene Ontology annotation, biological process: monoatomic ion transport; transmembrane transport.
GGGCCAAUCCGGAGCCUCGGGGGGCGGGCUCUGUCCCCGACCUGCUUUAGUGUAUCGUGGUGCCGCCUGGAGCUGACAGAGUUCGCCGGCUGAGAGGCGGCAUGAGCGGGGAGGAGAUCUCCGCCACACAGCCCCCUGGAGCAGCCGCUUUCUGGUUCAAAUAAAGGGGAAAGUUACCGGUGGCCACCAUGGAGAAAGGCAGUAAAGACAUGAGGACUAAUCCGGUCGCAACGGCGAGUUUCUUGUCCAAACUUUUCUUCUGGUGGCUCAACCCGUUGUUUGGUAUCGGGUACAAGCGGCAGCUGGAGGAGGAGGACAUGUACGAGGUUCUGACGGAGGAUCGCUCCGACGUUCUGGGAGAAGACCUGCAGAGGUUCUGGGACCAGGAGGUGCAGAAAGCCAGUAAAGAGCUGCGACCCCCUAAACUCUCUACGGGACUCAUCAGGUGCUACUGGAAACCGUACGCCGUGCUCGGCUUCUUCACCUUACUGGAGGAGCUGAUUAAGGUGGGGCAGCCUCUGCUCCUGGGGCAGAUGAUCCAGUACUUUGAGAGCUACGACCCCGAGGACCUGCCGGCCCUCUACAGGACUCUGGGCUACGCUGCAGGCCUGUCCUGCUGCACGCUGGGCCUGGCCGUGCUGCACCACCUCUACUUCUACUAUGUCCAGAGGGCCGGCAUGAAGAUCAGGGUGGCCAUGUGCCACAUGAUCUACAACAAGGCUCUGCGUCUCAGCAGCUCUGCUCUGGGGAAAACCACCACGGGACAGAUCGUCAACCUGCUCUCCAACGACGUCAACAAGUUCGAUGAAGUGACGAUCUUCCUCCACUUCCUGUGGGUGGGGCCUCUGCAGGCGGGGAUCGUGGUCGGGCUGCUGUGGGUGGAGAUCGGCGUGUCGUGUCUGGCGGGGAUCGUGGUCCUCAUGUUCCUGAUGCCGGUCCAGUCCUUGUUCGGACGCCUCUUCUCCAAGUUCAGGAGUAAGACGGCGGUCCUGACCGACAGCAGGAUCCGGACCAUGAACGAGGUGGUUUCUGGGAUGAGGAUCAUUAAGAUGUACGCCUGGGAGAAACCCUUCGCUGCUCUGGUCUCUGAGGUCAGAAGGAAGGAGAUCUCUAAGGUGAUGAAGAGCUCGUACCUGCGCGGCCUCAACAUGGCAUCCUUCUUCUGUGCCAGUAAGAUCAUCCUGUUUGUGACCUUCACGCUGUACGUGCUGCUGGGGAACACCAUCUCCGCCAGCCGCGUCUUCGUCACCGUGUCGCUCUACACCGCCGUCAGGCUCACCGUCACGCUCUUCUUCCCCAGCGCCAUCGAGAAGCUGUUCGAGAGCCGCGUCAGCAUCCGCAGGAUCCAGGAGUUUCUGCUGCUGGAUGAGUUGACAAAGAGCCACGCUGCUCUGCAGCAGGACGAGAAGAAGGAGAAGGAGGCCUUCGUGGAGAUCCAGGACCUGGUCUGCUACUGGGACCAGACUCUGGACGCCCCGUCCCUCCAGAACGUGUCCCUGUCGCUGCGCUCCAACCAGCUGCUGGCUGUGAUCGGACCAGUGGGAGCUGGGAAGUCGUCUCUGCUCAGCACCAUCCUGGGGGAGCUGCCCAGUGACAAGGGGGUCCUAAAGGUCAAAGGUCAGCUGACCUACGCGGCCCAGCAGCCCUGGGUUUUCCCGGGAACGAUCCGCAGCAACAUCCUGUUCGGGAAGGAGCUCGUCCCCCAGAAGUACGAGAGGGUCCUCAGGGCCUGCGCCCUCAAGAGGGACAUGGAGCUGCUCCCAGACGGAGACCUGACUCUGAUCGGGGACCGAGGGGCCACGCUCAGCGGGGGCCAGAAAGCUCGGGUCAACCUGGCCAGAGCGGUGUACCAGGAAGCUGACAUCUACCUGCUGGACGACCCGCUGAGCGCCGUGGACGCCGAGGUCGGGAAGCAUCUCUUUGAGCAGUGUAUCUGCGGCCUGCUGAGGAACAAACCUCGUAUCCUGGUCACUCACCAGCUGCAGUACCUGAAGGCAGCAGACCAGAUCCUCGUCCUCAAAGAGGGUCACAUGGUUGCUAAGGGAACGUACAGCGAGCUGCAGCGCUCCGGGGUGGACUUCACCUCCCUGCUGAAGAAGGAGGAGGAGGAGGAGAAGCCUCCUCAGGAGCUGCUCCCCUCCAGGAGCAGGACUCUGUCCCAGAACUCCGUCAUGUCCCACACCUCCUCCGUCCACUCCGUCAAGGACGGAGACCAGCUGCCGGCGGAGGCGGUGCAGACGAUGAGUGAGGAGAGCAGAGCUCAGGGAACCAUCGGACUGAGUCUCUACAUGAAAUAUCUGAAGGCUGGAGCCAACAUCCUGCUGCUGCUGCUGGUCUCUCUGCUCUACAUCCUGGCUCAGGCGGCGUACGUGGUGCAGGACUGGUGGCUCGCCUACUGGGCCGGUGAGCAGGACAAGCUAACCGCUAACAAUGCUAACAGAACUCUGAUCCAGAACAACGGGACCAACGGGACCAACGGGACCAACGGGACCAACGUGACGGCGGAGCUGGACACGGACUUCUACCUCAUCGUUUAUGGAGGUCUGACUGCAGCCACCGUGGUGUUCGGCUUCAUCAGGACCACGGUGUUCUUCAACGUGUUGGUGACGGCGGCUCAGGUUCUCCACGACCGAAUGUUCACGUCCAUCCUCAGAGCGCCGGUCCGCUUCUUCGACAUAAACCCCAUCGGACGAGUCCUCAACAGGUUCUCUAAGGACAUCGGACAGCUGGACUCUAACCUGCCCUGGACCUUUGUGGACUUCACUUGUGUGGCCCUGCAGAUUGUCGGCGUGGUGGCGGUGGCGGUGUCGGUGAUCCCCUGGCUCCUCCUCCCCGUCGUCCCCCUCCUCAUCGUCUUCAUCGUCCUCAGACGAUACUUCCUGAGAACCUCCAGGAACGUCAAACGCCUCGAGUCCACCACUCGGAGUCCCGUCUUCUCCCACCUGUCCUCGUCUCUUCAGGGUCUGUGGACGAUCCGAGCCUUCGGAGCCGAGGAGAGGUUCCAGAAAACCUUCGACGCUCACCAGGACCUUCACUCAGCUGCCUGGUUCCUGUUCCUGACCACGUCUCGUUGGUUCGCUAUGCGUCUGGAUGGGAUCUGUGCCAUCUUCGUGACCGUCACCACCUUCGGCUGCGUUCUGCUCCGAGACCAGAUGGAUGCGGGCUCGGUGGGUCUGGCUCUGAGUUACGCCGUCACCCUGAUGGGGAUGUUCCAGUGGGGCGUCAGACAGAGCACCGAGGUCGAGAACAUGAUGACGUCUGUGGAGCGCGUGGUGGAGUACACGGAGCUGGAGAGUGAAGCACCCUGGGAGACGGGGAAGCGUCCUCCUCCUGAUUGGCCGAGCCGCGGCCUGGUCACCUUCGACGGCGUCAGCUUCUCGUACAGCGCCGACGGACCCGUCGUCCUCAAGAACAUGAAGGCCACGUUCAGACCGCGAGAGAAGGUGGGCAUCGUGGGGCGGACCGGAGCCGGUAAAAGCUCUCUGGUGUCGGCUCUGUUCCGGCUGGCUGAACCUCAGGGGAAGAUCUACAUCGACGGAGUCCUCACAUCAGAGAUCGGACUCCACGACCUCAGGAUGAAGAUGUCCAUCAUCCCUCAGGACCCGGUUCUGUUCACAGGCUCCAUGAGGAAGAACCUGGACCCGUUCAACCAGCACACAGACGAGGAGCUGUGGAGAGCUCUGGAGGAGGUCCAGCUCCGGUCGGUGGUGGAGGACCUCCCGGGGCGUCUGGAGACGGUCCUGGCUGAGUCUGGUUCUAACUUCAGCGUGGGUCAGAGGCAGCUGGUCUGUCUGGCCAGAGCCGUCCUCAGGAAGAACCGCAUCCUGGUCAUCGACGAGGCCACCGCCAACGUGGACCCCAGGACGGACGGUCUGAUCCAGAAGACGAUCCGUGAGAAGUUCAGAGAGUGUACCGUUCUGACCAUCGCUCACCGCAUCAACACCAUCAUCGACAGCGACAGGAUCCUGGUCCUGGAUGCGGGCAGGAUCCAGGCCUACGACGAGCCGUUCACUCUGCUGCAGGACGAGGACGGGAUCUUCUACAAGAUGGUGCAGCAGACGGGGAAGCAGGAGGCGGCCGCGCUGCUGGACGCCGCCAAACAGGCGUUCGACAGCUCGACUCGUCCCAACGUGUCCAACGGCCACGCGGAGACGUCCGACGGCAGCCUGGUCAUCUUUGAGACGGCGCUCUGAGCUCCGAGACUCUGACCGCUUUAGAGACGCUCCGGGGACGCAGCGCCCCCGAUCCCUCCGGCCCCGCUGGGCCCUGAACGCACCGCGAGGCCUCAUCAGUCCACACGGAGAGACACGGAGAGACACGGAGAAGAGACUCGGAGAGACUCGGAGAGACUCGGAGAGAGACGGACGCCGGGGUGGCGAACCAACCACGCACACUGCAGCCGCUGCUGUACAGACUCUAUUUAUUCUCCGCUCGGUAUUUAUGGAUGUUCACGUUGCUGCUCAGAAGAAAUCAAACGGCCUUUAAAAGCUUCAGAGACCAACAAGUGCCUCGUUCUGCAGGUCUGAUGAUCCUCAGAACCAAUCAAACUGUUUCUGAAUGUUGAUUUACAAACCUUUUGUACUGUUUUUAUCCAAUCAGAGGAGAGUCUCCGCCAGCUGCUGCACCUCUUUAUACUUUCAGUCCCAGUUUGCCUUAAAACAGUAAAGUGUUUAAACCUCGUUACUGAGAGAAGUUUUAUUUUAGAUAUCAGCAGCUUGAAUCAAUCAAUCUGUUUUCAUCACGAUUAUUCAUCAAAAACAUACUUUGUAGGUAUUAAAAAUCAAAAUAAAUGAUUUGCAAUCUU